Molecule: messenger RNA, 4969 nt
Organism: Drosophila ananassae
Lineage: Eukaryota; Metazoa; Arthropoda; Insecta; Diptera; Drosophilidae
Exons: 7
Coding region: 479-2857 (792 amino acids)
Biological process (GO): regulation of dopamine secretion; regulation of calcium ion-dependent exocytosis; cellular response to calcium ion
Molecular function (GO): calcium ion binding; SNARE binding; clathrin binding
Source: RefSeq, a predicted model, not a curated record
AUUUGAAUAUUUGCGCGGAACAUAUCGAUAACCCAAGCUUGUGGCAAACUUUCAGGCACGGACUUAAGCCAAAGCUUUGCGAUUUACUGUUAUUCGCACCCGGGAGCAGUGUUGGAAGCUGCCUAUCAAGGAACAGUGUUGUUGGCCCAGAAAGACCAGAAAUUCAGGUGCCCGUCGCACCCCCAGGUCCGCAUUCAGUAUCCUCUGCUUCUUCCCCGAGGGAACGCUGCUCCUGCAGCUAAUCGUUUGUGAUUUUGUUAUUGUGUGUUGAUAUUUAUUGUUGUUUUUGCAAAUAGUAGUGACCAAAAACUAGUACGAAUUGUUAGAAAAUUUUUUGAAAAUAAUUCCCAACCAAGGUGUACAAAUUGUUAGCUGUGAGAACUGCCAAAUGAACUGCCAAGUGUGGAAAUUCGUAGGAAAAUUCUAGGAAAAUAGAAAGUUAUUGAAAUGUCUGUGAACCGGAGGCGAUAAGCGAUCUAUGGAAGGCACUCCGCUCGCCAUGAUGUCCUUUGCCAGCCUGGCGCUCCUGCUGCUGGCGGUCCUGGUGAUGGGCAUCCUGUUCGCCUGCCACUGCCUCGGCCCGCGGGCCGCCAGCUGGAUGAGGAUGCGGUCCAGCAAGGAGGAGAAGAUCGGCCUCUCCAACCACAAGCACAAGCUCUUCCACGCCAACGGCUACAUGGCCAGUAUCCAGUCCGGAUCGGAGUUCCUGCUGAGCACCAGCGGCAGCUUCAAGCGCUUCGAUACCAUCGACAAGGACAACCACAAUCGCUCCCAGCAGCUGCUCCUGAUGAACGGUUGUCUGGUGGGAGGGGCCAGUGGGACGAGCACCUCCCUGGAGGUCACCACCCCGCUGUGGAAUCUGCCCCAGUCGGAUGUCAGCAUUCCGCCGCAGCCCCUCCGGCCCGCUCCGGCGCCGAACAGUGCCGGCCCAGCCACCAAAACCGUGACCUUCUCCUUCAGCCAAGCCCAGGAGCCAGCCGACCCGGAGCCCCGAUCCUCCUGCCUGCGCCAGAACGGAUCCCUUGCGAACGGAGUCCUGCCCCAGCCACUGGAGGCGCCUCCGCCGCCCCGACUCACCACCUCCGCUUCCGUGAAUCUGUCCGCAACCGCCAUUCCCCGGCCGAUUGCCAAGCGGCAAGUGUCCUCGGGGGGUCAGGCCUUGAACGGGAUGUCGCAGGAUCCGCUGCCGGAGGUGGAGCAGCAGCCGGAGAUCCUGCCGGAGAUGGAGCGACGCAUCCCAGCUCUCAAGCGGCGGAACUCCAGCACCAAUCCCUUCCUGUGCGAGUCCACGGAACAGAUGCCUCCCAGCCUUCCGGCGGCAGAUCCUCCAGUGGCCACAAUCUCUGCAUCUGCUGCCUCCUCGUCGGUAUCCACAGUCACCGCCUCCGUCUCCUUGCCCCCUCAGUCACCUCCUGUCCAGAGGGCUCCCUCGGAAUCAGCGAAUCACCACAAUGGCAACCCCUUCGUGGACACCAACAGUCUGUCCAGUCGCCUGCUGAAGCUCCAGAACACCACGAAUCCCUUUACGGGCCUCUCGCAGCGCGUCAAAGGACCUCAUCUGCUGCAGAAGACCAUCUCCGAGGACUACCUCUUCCGGAAGCUGGGCAUGAACGGAGGAUCGAUGGCCAAUGGCAGUGGAUCGGGACAUGUGAACGGCAAUGGCAACGGCACUUGGUCCUUUGGGCGGUCCUUGUUGCGUCAGGACUCGACUCUGAGCCUGGGAAUGGGUCUGGGCAGGCGGAACAGCUCGCAAGUCUCACUGGACUCCGGGUCGGGCUCGGUGGCCGGGUCCAUGGAGGGCAUCAACCUGGAGCGCGCCGUAUCCUGCGACUCGGUCACCUCGGAGUCCAAUCUGGUCCUGGAGCAGCUCGAUCAGCCGUACACUCAGAUUACUGGGUAUCUCUGCGUCGGAUUGCAUUAUGAAAAGAACUGCAUCAGCACGGAGGGCAUGGAGCUCACAGUCAGUGUCCUGGAGGCCAAAGGACUCAUCUGUCCGUUCAGCGUGGAGUCGUUGGAUACUUUUGUGAGGAUCUAUCUGGUACCGGAUCAUCCAGGAGCGAUGCAAACGAAGGUGGUUCGUGCCACAGGAACUCCCAGCUACAACGAAAGCUUCAACUUCUGGCUCCAGAAGCGUCAGGCUAGGCACUCCCUGUGGUUCCACCUCUACCACAACGGCCCCGCCCACACGCUCAUCGGGGAGGCGGAGAUGGAGAUCGGGGAGACGCCCAAACCGAUCACCACCUGGAUACCGCUGUCGGACUCCCGGAAGUGCAACGCCCGAUGGGGCGAGCUCAUGUUCUCGCUCAGCUACCUGCCGACGGCGGAGCGACUGACCAUCGUCGUGGUGAAGGCCCGGAACCUUAAGCUCGACCCGGAUCCGGAGGACAUGCCGGCCAAGAAGAGGGACCAGCUGAAGCAGCAGCAGCAGGAGGAUCCCGCGGACACCGUACAAAGUGUCUUUGUGAAGGUCUACCUGAUGGAUAACGAGCGGAAGGUCCUGAAGAAGCGCACCUCGCUGAAGCGCAAGGACCGCGGCCCGAUCUUCAACGAGUCGGUGAUCUUCAGUGUGCCGCCACCCAGCCUGACGACCGCCCGGCUCCGGCUAACGGUGUUCGGGGUGACCGCCGGGGGCGGACUGCUGCCGCUGGGGCACGUCGUCGCCGGCAGCUGUGCGGUGGGGAAGGGGCUGCGCCACUGGCACCAGAUGCUCUCCUCGCUCCGCAAACCGGUGGCCAUGUGGCAUGUCCUGCGGCGGGCGGUCAACCAGCCGGUGUUUGCGGGCGGGGCCGAGGCGGUGGUGGCCGCCAUGCAGAGCACUCUGCAGCGGACGAGCGUCAAGCGUAACAGCAUCGUUUGAACGGUGUCCUGGAGCGGCGUCCUCUGAUCCGGUGAUGCCCAAUUUCCAGCUGGAAAAUUGCCGAUUUUCCUCACUCGUCGUUUUCUACUGCUUUCCCUCUAAAAAUAAUGGAAAAAACAAGGAUAAUACCAGGAAUACAAGGAUUAAAAACCAGAAGUAUUAUGUAAUCUAAAAUUAAAGACCCGCACCAAAGGACAACGAGCCUGUUUACUAGUUAUAUAUCUACACUGUCGCGCACUAAUUGUUAUGUAAAGAUUUCUAUAUACCGACUAUAUACACAGACACUAUCUGCCCCCCAGAGACACUAUAAGGGAUACAGCACCAGACAUAAUUGUAAAGUGGAGGUGGUUCGAGAGAAGGUUCUUGGAGAGUUGGUUUUGUUAUUAGAGGGUUCUAUCUGGAAUUCAAUUUUAUGGAUGGGAAAAGUAUAUAUUUAAUCCAUAAUCUCUACAAAAAUCCUCUGAUAAUAUGAUAUAAUAUAAAGAUAAAUAAUCUUUCUCUUCGAAAAUAUUGAAAAUUUCAAAAAAACCAAUUGGAAAAGUCAAAACCCCAACAGACACAUGUAUUUUGUUUCAAUUUCAACACCCAACUGUUUCAAACUGCAACCACUUGACAUCUCGGAUUUCUCGAGCUGAGAAUUCCAGAAACUCAGCCCGCAGCCAGGUGACCACCUCCAGUCAGUAAUUACAAUUAUUUCGCGUGCUGUAUGCCAAGUCCUGUUUUGUAUUGAAACUCUAUGGAUGGAAUGUCGUUUGGCAAUCAAUCGUUGUUGAAUUUGAAAAAAAAAAAAAAAAAAAAAACCCAGUCAAAAGUCAGAAACCGAUAUCGAUAGCGUGAUUGAAGUUGAUCGUUAAUCGAUCAUAAUCGAUAGUAUUUGAAAAGUGGUGAGCCCAUUAAGAAAUGUGAUAUGAAUGAGAAGUGAAUACGAAAUUCAGAGUGCGUCUACCAAAGCGAACACAGAUCGAAUCGGAUUAAUGAAUCAAAUUGUUUAUAAAUAGUUACAAUCCAUAGCCAUAGAAUGUGUUAUUAUAUAAUGCAUUAUAUAUAUAUAUUAUAUAUUAUAUUAUAUACGUAUUAUAUAUCGUAUGUAUCAACAAUCGUUUGUACCUUUGUGAUUUGCGUUUGUUCGAUUUUUGUAGGGCCGCGUGUUUUGUAAUUAGAUUUAGUUGGUUCAAGGAUCAAGGAUAUUUUGUAUUAUAUAUAUGCCUAUAUAUACGGACAGGACAUGUAUCGAUUUGCCGUUUAGAGAGCGUUUUUUCAAACAGUAAAGGACAAUAACUUUGCAAGCAUUUAUUCAAAGUACAUAAUUCUACAAAAACAGAUAGAGAUAAUUAUCAAAAGAUGGCCCUAAGUUCUCCCUCAAUUGCCAGAUUGUCCGCUGGAUCCUUGAUAUGAAUACACUAUAUACUGUAUAAUCGAAUGCACAUUGUCCUUGGGCAUCCUUUUCUAGUCGCACCUGUAUUUUGACCAAAAAACCAAAACCAAAUCUUAAACCUGGCACUUCUAGCUGAAGCUUUAAUCUACGAAAUCCAUUUAAAACCAAAAAAAUCACUACAAUUUUUUUGUAAUACUCUUUUUCUAAACAAGGACCUCCAGAGCCAGGACAGUGCGUUUCACGACGGCAAUUCCUUUCCAUUUAAACACUUGACGAGUUCGUUGACAUAUCUCCUGAUUGAAAACCGGCUGACAAUCCGCCUCUAAUUGGCCUGAUGCCGAUGGAACGCACUGUACACAUGCUCUCUCAUUAUAGAGAACGCAUUUAAAAGGCAUCCUUGGAAAGUCCUUUCCCCAAAAAAAAAACAAAAAUUAAAAACCUUUACGAAUACUACAUAUAUAUUGAAAAAAAACACAAAAAACGCUGAAGAAUUUUGUCUUUUUUUUUAAACCAUACUGUUUGUUAGCUAAACUAAUGACUUAAAAAAAAAAACAAAAGAAGGAAAAUAGUUAAAAUUAAAAUCGUGUUGAAUUUGUAUUUAUACGGAAACAAAUAUAUGGAUGUAUGUACGUGCUAUAUAUACUAUAUAUGUAUGAGAUAAUGCUACAAAUUGUUAUAAAAGUAAACCACAAUUGAGUCAAAUAAUAAAUACGAAUAUUAAAGGAACAAGCCAGAAA